AUGCCACCAUCCGGCGUGGUCCACUCGCUUGCAAACCCCUCACCCGUCCUAAGACUAGGUCAACCACAGAGCGGAGUGCGAACAAAAAACCAACGGGAUUUUGGUUUGUUUGAUGGGAAAUCAAAGUGGGUUCAGGCGACCCUGGAAGGGAAGCCCUGGUGGGCAUACCCAACGUCCGGUAUGAACCAGCUCCUGGAGGGGAACCCUCUCGUUGUCGAUGACGCCGGAGUGUUGAAGGAGACUCCGGUCAGCAACGCAUCCCACGCCCUCAUGCGUCAGGUGUUCGUCGAAUCUGCUUUGCAGAAAAACCAACUGGGCCUGUUCACCAACAUGGACGUGGUGGCGUUUUUCGUUAGAUUGGAAGGUCGUCCCGACGUCCCUCUAGAACAGGUGGAAUAG
Messenger RNA from Marasmius oreades (fairy-ring Marasmius), 399 nucleotides. RefSeq lists its product as uncharacterized. The transcript has 2 exons. The record is from RefSeq and is a predicted model, not a curated record. NCBI's taxonomy places the organism in Eukaryota, Fungi, Basidiomycota, Agaricomycetes, Agaricales, Marasmiaceae. The coding region runs from base 1 to 399 and encodes 132 amino acids.